AUGGGAAUAGAAAGAAGUGAUAAGACCGGGCAACGGAAGGGGCUGUCUGAUCGGAGACGAGCUAUUUCAAAAAGGCUCAAGCAAUUUGAUCUGUAUAACGAAUUUGGCUAUGAAGGGUUCCUGGACGACGAUGAUGAUGAUCCUCCACAGGUCAACGAUUUUGUGCUGCAAUGGCUUUUCGCGGAGGGGUUCGAGCCGAACGGUUUUCCGAGCAUCCGCGCUCUACCACAAUGGCAUCUACGGAUCGCACAUGAAAUGGUCAUCUACUACAAGAAGCAUGGAGUUGUUCCGGACUAUUUUUGC
Mesorhabditis spiculigera is the source of this 303-nucleotide messenger RNA. Lineage: Eukaryota; Metazoa; Nematoda; Chromadorea; Rhabditida; Rhabditidae. The record is from the annotation of a GenBank genome assembly.